Hippoglossus stenolepis (Pacific halibut) is the source of this 523-nucleotide messenger RNA. Its product is annotated as spermatogenesis-associated protein 45-like. Lineage: Eukaryota; Metazoa; Chordata; Actinopteri; Pleuronectiformes; Pleuronectidae. Bases 82 to 342 code for a protein of 86 amino acids. The record is from RefSeq and is a predicted model, not a curated record. The transcript is spliced from 2 exons.
GUUUCCCGUUGUCAUGGAAACCUCAGCAUCACCAGCCGAGCACACUCUGGAUUAUUCAUCAGAUAAAAGUACAGCCCCGUGAUGUCGGGCCGUGAGGAGCCGGCUCUGCUGCAGCUCAACCUGCGGAGGGAGACGUGGUGUCAGGUGGAGCUGAACCCCCGACAGUCCUGGGAGAGGACGGAGAGGACGCACCACCGCGGUCACCUGAGGACCAGCCCGGUGCUGCUCGCCGCUCUGACCGCAGGGCCGCAGCGCGGGGGGGGCAGCUCCGAGCGGCCGCCCCCGGUCAAGCUUCCGGAGAGAAGGCACUUUGAAGACAGCUAUAAAUCACACCUGGUGUAAAACGGCUGCAAGACCCUGAGAGCUGGGACAACAAAUACAAAUACCCAGUCUGAAGGAAACAAUUCACUGGUUAGAUUUCUUUGUGUCUGUGUUUGAAUAUCACCCACACUGUCUGUUCCCUGUAAAACUUCAGUGAGCGUCAGUUGAAAUGUCUCCACAGAUUAAACCUUCAUGAUUAUAA